Messenger RNA from Sipha flava (yellow sugarcane aphid), 807 nucleotides. RefSeq lists its product as uncharacterized. The record is from RefSeq and is a predicted model, not a curated record. Bases 1 to 807 code for a protein of 268 amino acids. The transcript has 2 exons. Lineage: Eukaryota; Metazoa; Arthropoda; Insecta; Hemiptera; Aphididae.
AUGGACCUUGUAGAUGACUAUUUAGAUUUUGGUCGCACCCUUUAUGUAGAUAAUUGGUACACUAGUAUUUCCUUAGUACAUCAACUUAUUGAACGAAAGACAUAUUUGGUUGGAACACUUCGUUCAAAUAGAAACUAUAACCCUGACUAUGUAAUCAAAAAAAAAAAAAAAAUAAAAAAGGAUCAAGUAAUAGCUCAAAAAAGUUCAUCUAAAAUUAUGGUAUUAAAAUUUAAAGAGAAAAGAGAUCUACAUAUGUUGAGCACAAAACAUACAGAUAAUAUGGUAAUAGUUCCAAGAAAAGGAGAAAAUAAAUUGAAGCCAGAAGUAGUACUAGAUUAUAAUAGAGGUAAGUCUUUUAUUGAUUUUUCUGAUCAAAUGGCUUCAUACGGUUCACCUCUAAGAAAAUCAUUAAAAUGGUAUCAUAAAGUGAUAUUUGAAUUUCUUCUGAAUACAUCUGUUGUAAAUGCAUUAUGUUUGUUUCAAAAAACAACUGCAACAAACAUUAAGAUUACUGAUUUUAGAUCAAAUUUGAUUAAAUGUCUGACAUUCAAACCCAAUAUAAAUCAAGAAAUAACAAACAAACAUGUACUCACAACUGCCUCAAGAAACAGAUGUGUCCAAUGUUACUUUAAUAUUGCUCAAGAAAAAGGAAGAAAGUAUUCUCAAAGUCAUUUAUUGCCUACAGAUCUAAAAAUUAUGAACAUGGGAGAACAUAUCGCUAUUAGAAACCAUUUGAUGGACCACAACUAUAUUUUGCCUGAUGGGUUUGAAAAUAAUGUUGAGGAAGUAGGUGUAUCAUCGGAUUAA